AUGGUACAUUAUAAAGCUUUUAUUUUUACCUUCCUUAUUUGGGAAAGGGAAAAUACCAAAAAUUGUAAUUCAAAUAACACAUGUGAUGUUGAGCAGAAUGAACUACACAUUAAACUAGGUAUGAGAGUUUCUAGAAUUUUAUACGAAUUGGAUCGCAUCCAUAGUUCAAAUGGUCAUGGUAGUACUAUAUCUUUAUUAGGUACGAACAGUAAUAAUGGUAACAAAAAGUAUGGAAAGAAUUAUAAAGAACGUGUAGAUAGUUAUGAAAAUGUUAAUGAUGACGAUGAGGAAAAUGAUGAUGAUGAGGAAAAUGAUGAUGAUGAAGAUUUUGAAAAGGUAAAAAACCCAUAUGCAGAUGUUUAUAAUUCAUCCGUAGAAUCAUUAGGAGAUAGUUCUAAUGAUAUUUUUAAUAAGCGUGGUAAUAAGAAUGGCUCAAAUAAUAAUGUCAAGCAAAAUUUGAAGAAUUAUCAAAAUAAAAACAGCCAAAAGACAAAUUAUAAAAUAACACAGAAUGAAAAUGUAACAAAAAAACAUAAUGAAGUUAAUGGAUUGGACAGUGAAUUCAGAAAAAAAUUGUUUGAUAGUAAGAGUAGUUUAAGUAGUAGCACGGAAAAUCUUGGUAUAUAUUUCGAUAAAUAUUGUAAUGAUAGUAAAAAGAAUAACGGACAUAACAAAAAAACGAAACGCAAUUAUAAAGAUGAAUUAGAUGAUAAAAUUGAUGAAGUUAUAUUAAGAGAUAAAUUAGCUGAACGAGAUGUAUUAACAAAUAACAAAAAAGAGAACAGUUCAGUAAAAAAACAAUCAGAUAUGAAUUUCCCAGGAUUUUUGCUUAAUUAUAAAUAUAAUCAAAGAGAUAAGUAUAACUAUCAUUUAAAUCAUAAGGAAGUUGUAUCAGAAUGCUUAAAAAAUUUGAAAGAAAAGGAAAAAAAAACAUUACAAAAAGUAUUAGAUUCUAAUAUGUAUGAUGAUGUAAAUCCAUUGGAUAAGAAAGAAGUCCAAGAGAAAUUUAAAACUCGCUCUAGUAAUAUAUUAAAAAAAAAAUAUAAUAGUGAAAAAGAUAGACGGGAUAUUGAUAGUAGUUCAGAAGAUGAAUCAGUAUUAAGAAAAAAAAAAACAUCUUAUCCUAAGCAAAAAUAUUUAAUAGUGUUAUUGAAAACAAAGAAUAGUAGUUCAAAAUCAAUGGAGGACCUUAGAGAACAAAUAGAUAAAACCAUGGACAAUAAUACUGCAUUAAUUGCUCAUGCGUUACUAAAUAAAAUUGAAAAGGUUAAAAAUGAUAUAUCAGAUAUGAAAGAAAAACAUGCAAAAGAAACCCAAUAUCUUAAUUCCAAACUUAAAAGAAGUGUUAAACGUGCCUUUUUCUGUAUACCGUUAAUUGUCCUAAUAGUAAAUAUAACAUUCCUAAUUCUAUUGGAAGUAUUUUAUAUUUUUUCUUUUCCGUCUUUAUUUGUUAUUUUUACUAUUGUUAUUGGAAUAUUUCUUUCAUACGUCCUUGCGGGGAAACUGUUAUAUGGAUCUCCAAUGAAAUUGAUACGUAAUCUAUUUCAAAUUAACUUCUAA
This is a messenger RNA of Plasmodium malariae, 1560 nucleotides long. RefSeq names its product Plasmodium exported protein, unknown function. Lineage: Eukaryota; Apicomplexa; Aconoidasida; Haemosporida; Plasmodiidae. The coding region runs from base 1 to 1560 and encodes 519 amino acids. The transcript has 2 exons. The record is from RefSeq and is a predicted model, not a curated record.